Messenger RNA from Dicentrarchus labrax (European seabass), 10712 nucleotides. RefSeq names its product NEDD4 E3 ubiquitin protein ligase a (gene nedd4a). The record is from RefSeq and is a predicted model, not a curated record. Gene Ontology annotation, biological process: ubiquitin-dependent protein catabolic process; regulation of dendrite morphogenesis; neuromuscular junction development. Gene Ontology annotation, molecular function: protein binding; sodium channel inhibitor activity; ubiquitin protein ligase activity. Bases 5042 to 8824 code for a protein of 1260 amino acids. The transcript has 25 exons. Lineage: Eukaryota; Metazoa; Chordata; Actinopteri; Moronidae.
CUCACAUUUGAGAAGCUAGUAGAAGUAAAUGUUGUAUUUUUGCUUGAAAAAUGACUGAAACAAUUAAUUGAUUCCCAAAAUAGUUUCUUAUCAACUAAUUGUUGCAAGUGUAGUUAGUUUGUUAUAAUAUAUGGGUCAUGUUUUUUCUUGAAGUGGACAGGCUCUACAUAAGAGGGCUACUGGCUCUGUAGACUGGUCUGCAGUAAUCUUUGAUAAUUAAAAAACUAUAGGAGAUAGAUCAAUUUUAAGAGCUGCUCUGUUAUAAAGGGACGUUUCGUAAUUGAUAUUGUUGAUAGUUGAAACACACUCAGCAUAUUGCCCAAAGAUGCUCAAGCCAGGAAAUAGUUUCACACAGGUUUAGAAAUUUGAAACAAUCCAUUUAAAAUGUGCAUAAUUAACAAAAUAGAUUUGAAAACAUCUUUUUGUAACCUUAUGUGCAUCUACCAUAAAACACCAUGAAUGCCAAACAAGGGAAUGUGUCGUAUUUCUGUAGAUAAGGGUAUUCAGUCAGUGCAAAGUUGACUUUGGUUUGUGUGCCAGAUACAGCCGCCCUUAUUUUGCCAUGAUGUGUGAUAUUGUUGGAAAACUGGGAUAACUAAUUAGAGCUGUAAAUAGGGGCAAAUCUGGCUACCUUAAGGGCACACUAACGCCCGUCACUUACUGUACAAGGGUAGAUGCUAUUGAAAGAGUCACGUGUCACAUCAGAGCUGACGAUGGAGACAUUAUGUGCAGUGAUAUGUAGUUGAGCUCAAUAGUCUCUGUUAGGACACAGUUUCAUAGGGUUCCUGUGUGAAGCAGCAGCCUGGAGAGAUCUGAGGUUUGGGUUGUUGUGCAACAUCUGCAGUGAAUAUAGUAGAUUACUAUUUCUCUUAUUGAUUACACAAUUAGUGCACAGUAAUGUUUAAGCUUUGGGGAAUUCCAAGUCGCAGCAUGUUAUUAGUUGAGUUGCUGACCCAGUUUCAUGCUGGCCUGAUGCACAGCAGGUCCUGGGACCCCUGAGCAGCCAGACAACAGUGUAAACACCAUUGCUGUCUGACACUGUGCUCUCUGUAUGUGAUCUACUGUAUAAACCCAGUGUAGCAGUUAGACAAGAUGAACAGUCCCCAUUGGUUUACCCUAAAUGUCACCUAACCCCCUACAGGCACAUUGGAUGUGUGUAACAACAUGUUGGGAAUUAAUUAUAAAUAACAUGGGGAAUAUUGUCAACUAGGCAAGCCACAGUUUACUAAGCAAAGUAACACACGUAUUAAGUAGCUAGUGUAACAUUUCUAGAAACAAGUUCCCUUGUUUUCUACAGUAGCAUGUAAAUCUCUUAUAAAUAUCUUUCAGUUUACUGACUGAAUUGCAGUCAUAAUAACAUUUGGGCACAUCUCUACCUGUCAUGUCCUCCACAUGGCGAGGCACUGAUUCAUCAACCUGUCCAAACUGGUAGAGUCUGCUCAGCAAAUAUAACAAGAAGCAGCACAUUAGAUUCUCAGAAGAAUCAAGUCAGUGCACAGCUAUGUGUCAGGCAGCUAUUUGUGACCGUUUGUUCUUAUGUCCACUGUGUACAGCAGGUCACCUUUCUGCACAGAACUAACAAUGUUUGAGAAUAAAAUCAUGUUUGUUGUUCUGUAUUCUUCUUGGUUAUUUAUGAAGGAGCUUGUUCAACACUUGUUGCAGUUUGAUGUGAUUGCGUGUUUGAUUUGGCUUCAUUGUCACUCACUGUUAUUUGGUUUGAAUGUUUUUAGAACGUGUCUUGUCAUAGUCACUGCAGUCACAUGAGAAAAUAAACCUGGGUGUGACUCACACAAGGCUGCCUUGUCAUGCUUCAGGUGGAUUCAGUAGAAAUUUGGUGGGUGUGUCCGCACUGUGAAGUUGCUUCCCUGCACGUGUGUCACUGCUGCUCAUACACACAGAGGAAUGGGCGGAGAAAGCAGGAAAUUAAAAAUGGGUCUGUUGGUCCCACAAUGGUACAUCCUAAUCAUUUUUGGGAUCAACAGUUGGACCUUUCACCUAGUGCCAUGAGUCUGCUUUAGUCAAUAUGUUUCACAACGAGGUCGCUUGAAAACGAAUGACAUUAUUCUAUGAAACUGCUGUUGUGGAGACUGACGUACGUUGCGGUGCUAGAAGUAAAGGUUGUGCCCUUUAUGCUGACUUCAGUACUAAGUAAAGUUGUUUAGUGAAGGAGGGAGAGAAGGAGUGCUCCAGGUGACAUCUCAAGACCCCUAAUCUCCUCCGUCCUUCCUGGUUCCGAGUUGUUUUACCUCCAGCUGGAGACGUUCACAUACUCCCAGACACCUCAGAAUCAGACACAUGAAAAACUAAAUAAGAUACUUUGUAAUGUUUCCUUUGAGACAUCAGGUGUCUGUGUAGCAGGCCCUGUCUCACUCCCAGAGACAUUGUGAAUAGAGGGUAUGCACAUGAUAUUGCCAGAAGUUGCUAUGGUUACUCCUCCUUGAAUGAAUGGCCAUUAUGAAAUUACAUGGAAAACACUGAUAAAAUGGUAAAGCGCUGUUGUGCAACCGACUGCACAAAUAGACUCAGAAACAGUUCCUAGUUUUUACAGACUGCUGAAGGCUGAAGAGAAGAGAAACUUACUUUCCAAACCACACACAAUGUUCUCUGGAAGAAAGAAAGAAAGAAAGAAAGAAAGAAAGAAAGUAAAAAACUAAAUGGUCCAUGGUGUCAGGUGGUCAGAUCUGUUCACAAACGAGUCCAGAUGAUAUUUAUCAGAUUGACAAGUCUUACUUUAAGAUAUCUACAUGUCUUCAGGCUUUGUUCAGUCUAUUCUUCUGCCCUCUCUAUGCAUGUAGCUGAACAGAUACACAGUGAGCUAAACACACUUCAGGUUGGAGACAAUGGAUUGCCUUUGAAGUUUUUAUGCAAUUGUGAAACUGUGAAAACAGUAAUGGACAAAAAAAAAAUCAUAAUGAUGAAGAAUCAGAAAAUGAUUCAAUAAACAAGAAUUACACCAAUUUUAUUGUAAAACUGAGUUAGUACAGUAACAAGGAAACUGAACAGAUCGACUCUCAAAGUACCAAUAGGAAGCAUAGUAAUUAAUCAUCUAGUAAACAUACACAACAGUAAAAGUUAGAGUAAAAUACAUACAACAGUUAUGAAUUGUUGUAUUAGCAACACAUUUGCUCCAGAUAGCUAGUAGUGGCAAGCCUAAUUUUCGGGAGCUGUGUCCGAAAAUCACUCCCUUCAUUUACUCAUUCAUUACUCCCUACAGUAAACAAUGGACACUCAAUAGUUUACUCAGUAGUCAUCAUCAUUUUGCGUCAUCAGUGACAACUGUUGAGUUGUGCAGCUGUCAUUUUCUCAUCUGUAAAAUGUGACCCAUUGUAUUGUGGGAUUGUUAGCAGAAAGUCUUCUUUGUUCUUUUCUUUUCAUUGUGGAAGAUUUGAGGGCAUUCUACAACGGGGACAUUUACACAGUGGGAAUUCGGACACUCAAAUAAAAGCACUGACGAACAGUAAGUGUAGUUUAAUAAAUGGGCAGUGAUUUCAGACUCACACACAGAGUGAUAUUAACACAUACAGCUGCUCCUGCUGAUUGUCAGAGCAAUCCCCUGUCUCUCAGGCCCAGCCUCUACUCUAACUGACACAGUUUGUAAUGACACUUAAACACGCCCUCUAAAGAGUUUAUUAAAUACAACUUGUCCGUCUGAGUUUCUUUUGGGCACAAUGUUUACUUUGGUGCCACAUUCAUGGUGGCUUUGCUUUUUUUAUUAUUGGCCCAUUACACCAUACUGUAUGACUUGGCAUAAAUGUGAUGUGUGCGUCACCAAUCUUAUCUUAUGGCCAACGCACUAUCAUCAAUUAAAUCUACUUUUGUGCUGGAUGAGUGAUUAAUAUCCAGUCACGAGGUAACUUGUCAUGUUGGUUAAAAAAAUAGGUUGUGAGGCGGUGAAGUGUCCUCUGGUGAAUCAUGUCUUUAUCCUGGCUUUGUCUCGUACUAUUACACCCUAUACUGAAACUGAUUUGGAUGCAGAGUAAUGCCCUGAAAUAGGCCAGCCUAGCUUACAAUAGGCUUCCAUUAAUAAAUAGGACUGUCAACAGCCAUGCAGAGGAAAUCAGACCAGCACUGAGUGUUACAUGAGGUGUCAUAUAACAGGUAUCAUGUCACCGACGAAGCAAUCCCAGUUCUUUCUUAUCUUCUUGUGUUUUCUGUCGGCUGGCAGAUAAUAUGUCACAGUUUACUUUAUCUCUCUAUCUCUGUUUAACACAUUUCCUCUUUCUUUGCAGGCAAAAGAAUAUUUUCUGAAAUAGCUUUUUGGUGUUAGUUGUACUUUUGCAUGAAAUAAGUUGGUGAUUUCUGCAGGUCAUUAUUUUCACAGGCUACGGUGGUUUUAUCGUGUGCUAUCUGAUUUUGCAACCCAGUCCUCAGGUUUAUACAGAAUUAUGUUCAAAGUUGUUCCCUUUGAUUUCCUGUAAUUCAAUAGCAGUGGGUAAAAAUAUUUGUGGGGGCACGGAGCAGCAGAAACAUUAGAAGCAUAGCUGCAGCAGGAAGUAGAGUCUUGAGUGAGUGGCCCCAAGCAGAUGUAACAGUUUACCAGAGCUUCGGUCUAAGAUGCAACGUAGAGGGCUUCCAUGUUGUUGUUUUAAACAGGAGUGAGGCGACUGGAAAAGACACAAGGUGUUAAGUGUUAGAUAUUAAUCUGGCUGUAAUUCAGGAGGUACAGUUAACUAGCAGCUAAGUUACGCUAACGUUAUAAAGCAGCAGUGGAAGCUCUGUCUUUUAAGUUCAGUGGAAUUUUGUUUUCCUUAUAGGGUUUAAGCUCCCUAAAGGGGCAAACCUCUGGGAUUGCUCUAGUUUCAAAGGUCGUAUGUUUGGGUCAUGUCUCCAAACAGAACCACUGACCUCCUCUGACUAAAAGCUGAGAUCAGCCUGGAGAGGAAUGUAGGUUGUCACCAGAGCUAUUUUGGCAAUGUACAGCCGCUAAUGAUUGUGAUCACAGAGCAGAGCUCGGAGCAGUUGCUUUGCUUUCCUUUUUUCCUGCCAGCAAGUUUGAUCAUGCAGCUCUUACCGGCGCUGCAGGGAUUAGAGGGUUAAACGAAUGGCACGUCGGCUGCGCUUGCAUUUUGCGUCAAGGAGAAGCAACACGGACCCUCUGUCAGAAAGCCUCAGCAGCCAUGGUGAGGAGAGUGGAGUCGGUGUGCCAGCUUAUAGCCCCGCAGAGAUUCUGGCGCACAGUUCUGUCCACUUGAAGGUGACUCCUCUGUCACCAGACUAUGCUAAUUUUCAACGCUACUCUUCAGUAUUCAUACCAAGGGUUAACACCGGAGGAUGUAAUAAGAAGAGCAUUCUGCAGAUCUUGUUGCAGCCCUGUGGAAAGCUCAGUGGAGAGCUGGAUGGCAGUAUAGAGGAUGGAGACCCGGGGGGCAGUGAAGGAGGAGCAGGUAGUGGCUCUGACGGAGGCUCAUGCAGCAGCAGCAUGGCCAGCGAUGCCGGGUAUUGUAGCAGCAACAGCAUCUUUGAGCCAGAGGCUCCAGAAAAGCAGAGGGCCACCCAGGAGAGGAGUCUACUCUCCCGCAAGUCCAAGGUUCCGCUGAGACGGUGCUCCUCCUUGGUUAUAUUUCCAAAAAGCCCCUGCAGCACCCCACCUGCUUCCCCAGUCAGUCCAGUGGCUCUUCCUGCUCUCCCGCCUGCGAGGGGGUCUCAUCAGCCGUCUCCUCAGACAUUUGCCAGUGAAUUCUCACAAGAUGACGAGGAAGUGACUUGCAAAGGGUCCACCACCACGGCACUAAGUGGUCGUCGUGUCCCGAAAGGAAGCUGUUCAGCCGAGUUCAGGGACACCAAACACAUGGUGCAAUUUAAUAUUCCUUUACAGGAUGAACCAAAAAGCAAAAUGGAGGAUAGGAGUAAAAUAUUGGAACUGUCAUCAACUCUAGACAGAUCAAAUCGUCACUCUAGCAGUGUGCUGCUGCACUUUGCCCACCAGAGACCAAUGAUACCCGGGAAGGGAGCUACAACCACGACUACAGUCAAUGUAGGAUAUCCUGAGGCUCCGAACCCAGCCGCACACCCUGAGGGUGAACACGACCCUCGCAAAAAACUGUAUCGUAGUACCUCUGCUUGUUUGUUCUCCUCAACUAAACCAUCAGAGAAAAACCAAAUGGUUUGUUCCUCAGGAAAAGGUCUGGAAAAGCCAGAGGAAAACCAUUGUCAUCGCGCUAUACAAAGGAGCUUUUCUCUGGAAGUGCCUUACGCUAACACUGGAAUUUCAUGUCACGUUUCAAAUCCAAAACUCAGUAGCCCUUGCUCUCCUCAUGUGCACAUUCAUUUGUCUCCUUGCUGCCCAGCUAAGUUGCCUGGCUCUGUUACUGAUGUAAACACGAGCCACCAAGGGAAUAAUACACCAAAGAGCCCAGGUCAAAACACUAAGACACGUGAUGACUUUCUGGGACAGGUGGAUGUCCCCUUAAAUCAGAUACCGACAGAAAAUCCUAAUACAGAAAGGCCAUACACAUUCAAGGAUUUUCUGCUUCACCCACGAAGCCACAAGUCCAGAGUCAAAGGUCACCUGCGUCUCAAAAUGACCUACCUGCCAAAAAACCCAGGUUCGGAGGAGGAAACAGCAGAACAGACGGGGGACCAGGACCCUGGUUGGGAGUUUCUGGAGGCUCAGGACAUGUCAGGUCCCAGACAAAGCCAGCUGCUGCCUGCUCUGCCCCCUGGCUGGGAGGAGCGGCAGGACAACCUGGGAAGAACCUACUUUGUCAAUCAUGAGAGCAGAACCACACAGUGGCAACGACCCACAAUGCAGGACAGUGAUGUGGAAAUACAAAGAAGACAGAACAAUAAUACAGAGGUGGAGCAUGCUCUUAAUACACGCAGACAGAUCUCAGACCCAGAUGAGAACAAUGCCACACAAGAGUCUCCUGAGAGCUGGGAGAUCAUUACAGAGGACGAGUCGACAUCUUACCACAACAACAACAACCAGCUCGCAUCGCCUCCACCCCGCACGCCCGUGCCCGAGUUCCACUCGUUCUGCGACGAGUUGAGAAACAUUCACAUUUCAGGGGCCACAGCUGGCGAGCUGCACACCUCCCAGACAGAUCAUCAUAGUAAUUCAAGCCAUUCCAGUCUCAGAGGAAGUGCCCGGACUUCAGCAGGAGAGGAACAUCCCGUUAAUCCUGUGCUGCUUCCAACCGCAGCUGGGCUGCCUGCAGGCUGGGAGGAGAAGCGAGACAGUAAAGGAAGACGCUACUAUGUCAACCACAACAGCCGAACAACUUCAUGGACACGACCCCUCAUUCAAAAAACCUCAGAGGCACCAGUAGCACCAGCAACACAAAGUGGUGCAGGUUUACCCCAGAGCUCCCCUCCAUCCCAACCGCAUGUCCCCCCUGAGGAGUCUCCUCAGCACACCCCAAGCCCUGAGGCCACAUAUGAAUCUGGCUUCCUGCCAACUGGUUGGGAGGUUCGCAGUGCUCCCAAUGGAAGACCUUUUUUCAUUGACCACAACACAAAGACUACUACCUGGGAAGAUCCCAGGCUAAAGAUUCCUGUGCAGAAGAGGAGGAGAGCCUCUCUCGACCCAUCUGAUCUCGGCCCUCUGCCGCCUGGUUGGGAGGAGAGGGUCCACACUGAUGGGAGGAUAUUCUACAUAGAUCACAACACCAGGACCACACAAUGGGAUGAUCCCAGAUUACAGAACUCAGCUAUAACUGGACCAGCAGUGCCUUAUUCCAGAGAUUAUAAACAGAAGUAUGACUACUUCCGGAAGAAGCUGAAGAAACCGGCUGACAUCCCAAACCGUUUUGAGAUGAAGGUGAGACGAAAUGCGGUGCUGGAGGACUCAUACCGACGCAUCCUCGCAGUGAAGAGGGCAGACCUGCUGAAGGCGCGACUGUGGGUGGAGUUUGAGGGAGAAAAAGCUCUGGACUAUGGUGGCUUGGCCAGGGAGUGGUUCUUCCUCAUGUCUAAGGAGAUGUUCAACCCGUACUACGGACUGUUUGAGUAUUCUGCCACCGACAACUACACACUGCAGAUUAACCCUAACUCAGGUUUAUGUAAUGAGGACCACCUGCCCUACUUCAAGUUCAUCGGUCGCGUGGCAGGCAUGGCCGUGUAUCACGGCAAACUACUCGAUGCUUUCUUCAUUCGGCCUUUCUACAAGAUGAUGCUGCAGAAACCGAUCACUCUCCAGGACAUGGAGUCAGUUGACAGUGAAUAUUUCAACUCCUUGAUGUGGAUUUUGGAGAACGACCCAACAGACCUGGAUUUGAGGUUCACCAUUGACGAAGAGCUGUUUGGGCAGACUCACCAGCAUGAACUCAAGCCGGGCGGGGCAGAAAUUGUCAUCACUAAUGACAACAAGAAGGAAUACAUCCAUCUGGUGAUGCAGUGGAGGUUUGUGAACAGGAUACAGAAGCAGAUGAGUGCCUUCAAAGAGGGAUUCUUUGAGUUGAUACCACAAGAUCUGAUUAAGAUCUUUGAUGAGAAUGAGCUCGAGCUGCUCAUGUGUGGUCUUGGAGAUGUGGAUGUGAACGACUGGAGAGAGAACACCAAGUACAAGAACAGCUACUGCUCCAACCACGUCGUUAUCCAGUGGUUUUGGAAAACGGUGCUGUUGAUGGAUGCAGAAAAGCGAAUCCGGCUCUUGCAGUUUGUGACGGGAACAUCAAGGGUCCCAAUGAAUGGCUUUGCUGAACUCUAUGGGUCUAACGGACCACAGCUGUUCACCAUCGAGCAGUGGGGAACACGUGAAAAACUCCCCCGAGCCCACACAUGCUUCAAUCGACUGGACCUGCCUCCUUAUGAGUCUUUUGAGGAGUUGAGGGAGAAACUUCACAUCGCCAUCGAGAACGCACAAGGCUUCGACGGUGUGGAUUAGUGCUUCUGAAGGUAGAAGAGCUGAACUGAUUACUUACCGAUCAGAGUAAAGCAGCACGAUGUGGUGAAGUUGACGUAAGAAACAAGCUGUGCAUCAGACUCUGGUCUUAACCUGCCAGCUGUGUGACAGAUGAAGGACGGUCACACAACCUUCACAUGGUCCUCUUUGGAGGCACACGCGGAGGACAUUAAAUCUGGAGUGACAGAGGUAUUUAAUCACUCCGUGUGUUCUAAAGUUUACAAAGCAAGAAUGCAAAGCUAUAUACUGUGUAACAAAAAACAUCUAAUUUUUAAAGAAAUUAGGUUAAUUUGGGCUGAAUGAUAAUUUGGCAAUUCAACCUAAACAAAACAUAUGUGAAGAUAUUUACUCUCUAUUUUUCCUAUCAUUUAAAUUCUAUACAUAAUAAUACAUUUUUCAUUCCAUCAUACUAGAAACACUGAUGCAAAUCCCAAAUAUAUGCACCUCAAAGGCAGCAGGUAGCAGUCAAAUCUGCAGUUUAUAUUCGAGCAACCACACUUAAAGUAAGUUUGUCAUUUAAUCAGUACAGUAGUGAUGUACCAAUACCAGGACCAGUAACAGGCUGAACUAAUUAUACUGUGGUUUGUAUCUGUGUAGUCCACAGAUCCAGAGACUACAUGCAUUAUUAGAUUGUGCUGAAAUACUAUGCAUAAUUGUACAUAUUGACAUAAGAUGAUUGAGUAUCACUUGAUUUUGUUAUAUGAAUAUCCUGUACAUACAACUAUAAUUUAAUAAUGCCUUCUACAAAACGAUGAAGCAUUGAUUCGAGCUGUUAAAAGCGACUCAAAUUGACAAAUAAUUGGUGCACCUCUACAUAUUACCUUUUUUUAAUUUAUAAUCGGUAGCCACUCAUACUCAAGUUCAACACUGACUCUUUGUGUAUCAGAGGAAUAGAUCAAUGUGUAUAAACAAUAUAUCUCCUGGCCAGUAGCUUAUAGAAAACGUUAUCCAACAGACUGACUUUAUCAUACAAUUUGCAUACAGUGUGUUAAAUAUUAUGUUUUGUUGCCUUUUUGUCAAUGAGUGAUAUCAUUUUGUUUUCUUCUACUCAUCAUGGGUGUCUAAUUGCAGCACAGUGCUCUAUUUUUAAGAGUACAACUUUAGAAAUUGUUUUGCUGGUUGUCAAAAAUGUGUACAGAUUAUUGUCUGUUUUCAAAAAUGAGUAAUCACUUGUAAUACCUUAGUAGGAAAGUAACUGUACUUAAGCAGUGAGUUUUAACAUUUUCUGAAUGGUAAAACAUGUGUUUACACUACCUGCCAUGUUUACAGGGCGUUGAUAAAGAAAGAUAUUGUGGGCUGGUUUCUUGUCUCUGACGACACAAUUUUAUACUUAUGCUUUUAUAAAGUGAAGCACUUUGUUAAUAUCGAUGAGUCUUACUUCUGAACUGUCUGAAUCUUUGCCAAUCUGUUACCUGCAGACUGCUUCAAUCGUUCUUUUAGGAAAAUUAUCCUAUGCUUCAUGCACAUGUGUUUAAAUGUUUACAUGUGAACAUUGCUGAAAAUAAGCACAUUCUCUUCUUUCACUUCUAUUUAAAGUUAAAUACAGAGGCCUUUGUUUGUAAUGUAUUGUAGACUUUGAUUGUUUAUUGAUGUUCUAAUCUCUAAAUGGAAGUACUGUUAUACAUGUAUUGUUGUCUACUGAAGAAUCAUGAAUAGAUCAACAAUUUAUUUCUGAUAUAUCAAGUUUUGUUAUAGUAGACUUUAAUUUUAACACCUAUAAGUGCAUUACAACAACAACAACAACAACAUGCAUGCAACAUAUAUACAACAGUUUAAAGGGUGGAAUGAACUGUAGCUGUUAAAUCCCAAUUUGAUGACCUAUAGCUCACCAAAUUAAAUAUAUUUGAAAAAUAAAGAAAUAUAAAAACAA